Molecule: messenger RNA, 2161 nt
Organism: Balaenoptera acutorostrata (minke whale)
Lineage: Eukaryota; Metazoa; Chordata; Mammalia; Artiodactyla; Balaenopteridae
Gene: ADAMDEC1
Product: ADAM like decysin 1
Exons: 14
Coding region: 79-1479 (466 amino acids)
Biological process (GO): proteolysis
Molecular function (GO): metalloendopeptidase activity
Source: RefSeq, a predicted model, not a curated record
UAACUUUAUUAUUUUUUUCAGUUUGUAAAGAGAAGUAGGGGAAGAUAAAACUGGACAGCUUGGGGGGACAAAAUCUUCAUGUUGUGUGGGACGUCUCAGCUACCUACAGUAGCCAGCAUGUCUUUGGUCCUGCUUUCCACCCUCUGGCUCAUCGUUCAAGCUCAAGCAAUAGCCAUAAAGCCGACUCCUGAACUAGAGCCCUAUGAAGUAGUUCGUCCUAAAAAACUACACAUUUUACACAAAAGAGAGAUGCAGAACAACCAGACAGAGAAGCAUGGCAAAGAGGAAAGAUAUGAACCUGAACUUCAGUAUCAGAUGAUAUUAAAUGGAGAAGAAGUCAUUCUUUGCCUACAAAAAGCCAAGCAUCUCCUGGGGCCAGACUACACUGAAACAUAUUACUCACCCAGAGGAGAGAAAAUCACAACAAGCCCUCAGAACAUGGAACACUGCUACUAUAAAGGACACGUCCUAAAUGAAAAGGAUUCUGUUGCCAGUAUUUGUACUUGUGAUGGGUUGAGGGGAUACUUCACACAUCACAAUCAGAGAUACAUGAUAAAGCCUCUGAAAAUCACAGACCAAGAAGAACAUGCUGUCCUCAUAUACAACCAGGAGGAGCUAGACCCAGCUAAUCACACCUGUGGUGUAAGAAAUGUUGGCAGGAAACAGGGCCUUAUUCGAACCUCAAGGUCACUCAAAAGGCCAGAGAAAGACUUUCUUCAGGCUGAGAAAUACAUCGAUCUCUUUUUGGUGCUGGAUAAUGCCUUUUAUAACAUGUAUAAUAGGAAUAUAACUUUGAUAAGAAGCUUUGUGUUUGAUGUGAUAAACCUACUCAAUGUGAUUUAUAAUACCAUAGACAUUCAAGUGGUCUUGAUAGGUAUGGAAAUCUGGUCUGAUGGUGAUAAGAUAAAGGUGGUACCCAACACAGGUGUCACCUUUAACAACUUUCUGAAUUGGCAUCGUUCUAACCUGGGGAAGAUGAAGAUCCAUGACCACGCUCAGCUACUCAGUGGAGUUGGCUUCAGAAAUCGAAUUACAGGACUGGCAGCCUCGAAUUCCUUGUGCUCCCCAUCAUCUGUUGCCGUUAUUGAGGGUAAGAGAAAGAAUAGUGUCUCUCUUGUAGGAGUGAUGGCACAUGAGUUGGGUCAUGUCCUCGGUAUGCCUGAUGUUCCAUAUAACACCAACUGUCCCUCUGGGAGUUGUGUGAUGAAUGAAUAUCUGAGUUCAAAAUUCCCAAAGGAUUUCAGUACAGUCAGUCGCUCACAUUUUAAAAAAUAUAUUUUAUCUCAAAAACCAAGAUGCUUGCUGCAAACAUUGGUUCCUAAAAAUAUGAUGAUAAAACCAGUGUGUGGGAACCAACUUCUGGAAGUAGGAGAAGUCUGUGAUUGUGGCUCUCCUGAGGAAUGUGCCAAUCCUUGCUGUGAGGCCAUGACCUGUAUGUUAAAACCUGAAGCUGAUUGUGGAAAAAACAGUAAACCAUAACACAGAAUGAAUCCAAAAAUCCACUUCAUUGAGAUGCUACUUGCCAGGACAAGAAUCAAGAAAUCUAAACAUGCCAAGAAUCUUGCAUAUUCUCACUGUUGUCCUGAGAUAUAUUUUGCUUUUCACUUGUCAUUAUGCUUCCUAUAUUUUUACCACUCCAGCCAACAGGUCAAUAAAUGUAUUUAGAGAAGCUGCAUGUUUUCUAAGCCUGAUCUUUAAUGUAUUUUUAAGGACCCUGAAGCUGUUGUUUAGCUCUGCUCUUUGGAGAACAAAAGAAAUUAGCCUUUGACUAAAACACCUCAAAAUGUUCUGCUGAAUUAUGCAGGCUCAAUUCAGAAUUGUAAAGUGACAAGUGUCUUGUGUUUUAACCCCACUUUUAUUUUAGUAUAGUCCAUGAAAAUAUAAGGCCAUUUGAAGAGUGAAGUCUUCGGUGGAAGAAAGGAAAGCAGAGUUCCCGUGUCAUUUCUUGCUCUUCAGUGUUCUGCUUACCUUGCUCUUAGAAAUGUGGUAUUUUUCUAUAUCAUAUCAAGACUAAUUAAGCAUUUUUAAUUUUGUCAUGUGUAAUCCUCUCACCAUCACACUUAAUAUUAAUUUGGAGAAGUCUGCAUUGCUCACACUGGAAUUUAGCCACCAAGGAAUGCUUCAUUCAUCUCUUGGCGUAAUGAACCACAAUGUCAAUGAA